AUGGAAGAACCUAACAAAACUACCAAACACAAAGCUACUAGUCUUCUUCCCCCCAAUCCCAAUUCCUCUCCUCCAGUGGAACAAUUGAAACUUCUUCUAACAACCACCACUCUCUGUAGCUUUCUCUCUCGCUCUCUGUCAGCCCCAUCCUUCUGCGCGAGCCAUGUACCGUCAGAUGUGGGCGCAUCCGACUCCUCCCGCCGGCCAUCAGCGGUGGCAAGAGACUUGGGCUCGCCUCCUUACUCCUUUGACCCUUUGGAUAUGCGGCAUGUAUACAUAAUUUCGGUGAGUCUCCGGUACGGGUAUUAUGGCGACCGUCGGAUGGAGCUUGGGCCGAACUCCUCUCGCUUGAUGACGGCUAGCGCUGUCUUUGUAGAACAUGUUGAAGUGAGAGAUGUUGACAGGAAAGGGGUCUCUCUCUAUGCUUUCUCUGAAGAGCCUGAAUUGAGCCACCAAACCAAUUGGACUGUCUCCAAUUACUUGAUUGUUGGGUCCUAUAGUCGCAAGGGAUUUUCCUUCUGGUUAAACAAGGGUUCAAGGAUAUCCAUGAGAGUGGAAGCUCAUGCCACCACAUUAAAUAAACUCCAAGUUGUUAUGCUUAAAGGGGAACAAAAGAUUGAAAUAUUGCAGCCGGAACAUACAAGUUCUCAAGAUAGCCUUGCCUCUAAGGAACCCAAAUUCGGUAAAGAAGCUGAGUACAAUAUUGAGGAAGAUGACAAGUACUACCUUGACAUCAUAAACACAAAACCUAGAGGCAUAAUCAUAACAUUGAAUGUAAAUGUUUCCUCAACGAUGUAUGACAUUACGAAAGCUAAGGCCAUCUGCUCAACAACAAAGGGUUCGUGCCGGCUCAGACUAGCAUUCCCCAAUACUCACUAUGUCAUACUAACCACACCUAACAAUGGGGAUCUUGGUGAUUGGUACAUUGAGCUUUCAUUUGUGGCCCGUGUCGUAACCUACAUUGCAAUUUUAGGGUUUAUUGUGGUGACUAUUUUUCUUAUAUUGAAAUACCUUGGCGCCUGUGAUGGUGAGAGUAGUACACUAGUAGAAAGAGUAGAGGAAGAAGUUAAUGAGACUUACCCUAUAGUGCCACAGAAGAAUAUUCGACGGACAUAUGGGACAAAUGAAGAAGAUGAAGAAGAUCCAGGAGCCUCUAGUAGCUCCUCAGAGGAAUUAUACGAUGAAAAAUUAUGCAUAAUUUGUUAUGAUGAGCAGCGCAACUCCUUCUUUGUUCCCUGUGGUCAUUGUGCCACCUGCUAUGACUGUGCUCAGAGGAUUAUGGAUGGGGAGAAUAAGGUGGUUUAUUUUUUUUGUGAGUGUGGAAAGAGAAAAAUUGUAUCUGUAACGAGUGAGUGCCAUCAAACUCUUGUGCUCAAAUCCACUGCCUAA
Prunus armeniaca (apricot) is the source of this 1389-nucleotide messenger RNA. The record is from the annotation of a GenBank genome assembly. NCBI's taxonomy places the organism in Eukaryota, Viridiplantae, Streptophyta, Magnoliopsida, Rosales, Rosaceae.